This is a messenger RNA of Cladocopium goreaui, 6574 nucleotides long. Lineage: Eukaryota; Dinophyceae; Suessiales; Symbiodiniaceae. The record is from the annotation of a GenBank genome assembly.
AUGCCGCCAUGGCUGCUGCUGCUGUGCCAGGCCGCGCGCUGGAACCACUUGGAUCAGCUCAGCGACGUGGCGAAGCAGGGCGCCUUCGGCGCCAAUGCGCGCUGCAGCGGCGAGGGCUUCAUCUACGGCGGAACGUUGCUGCACGAGGCAGCUGGAGCUGGCCAUGCAGAGGCAGUGCGGCUUCUGCUGGAGGCCGGUGCCAUGGUCGAGGCUGAGGAUCGCUUUGAGAUGACGCCCUUGGGCUGGGCCGCCUUCGCAGGUCAUGUGGAAGCCAGCAAGGUCCUUCUGUCCCACGGUGCCCAGCUGGACUCGCAGGAUGAAUUUCUGAUGACACCUCUGGCCACGGCGGUGAAGGAAGGUCACCUCCGCGUGGCUCAGCUGCUGAUCGCCCACCGGGCGGAUCUCAACGCGCGGGCGCAGCUGGGCCGCACGCCGCUGAUGGAGGCUGCGCGGCAAGGGCACCUGAAAUUGGCUCAGCUGUUGCUGCAGCACCACUGCGACAUGGAUGCAACAGAUGACUUGGGACGACCUGCAUUGGUAGAGGCCACAGUGAAAGGCGAUCUGAAGAUGGUUCAGCUCUUGGUCGAGGGUGGUGCCAACGUCUUUGGCAACACCAAGCAGGGCUUACCCUACUACCUCACUGGCACCUCACAGGUGAAGGACUACAUCUACCAGCAGAUGAAAUUCAGCGCUCUGCUGCACCGCAGCUGGGCCAUGUGGGUCCUGGCCAUGGCGCCUCUGCUGGGCUUCGUCUGGGCCAUUGCCAUGCUGGACGUCCGGAGCCAACGGAGUUUCAUGCGCCUGUUGCAUGAUGAGGAAUUGUCUGAGGACCCUGCUUCACAGCAAGCGGCUUCGUGUGUGGGGAAAGCGGCUGCGAUCGACGUGAGCACCGACCCCUUCUACCAAGGAGCUCUGGUGCUCCUUGCCAAAUCGAAGAAUUGGCGAUUGGCGUUGGCGUUUCGGAUGUUGGAGGCCUCCAGCGUCUUGGUCCUAAUCUUCAGCUUCGGCAUGGCUGUGGUGUGGUGGUUGAUCUGGAUUCCGCUGCACCUGCUGCUGUAUUUGCUCCCAGUACUACGCUAUGGCAGGGCCCUUCUGGCAUCGCCCGAGAGAGUUCUCACCGAGCACCCAGCGUGGGUGAAACUUCUGCGAACCCUGGGGUUGAUGGCCCUAAUCCUGGCGGUCUUGGCCUGGCAUCACACGCAGUGCUACCUGGCGCAGAACUUGGAUCUCGCCUGGACAGCGCCCAUCUGCCGCUCCCAGAUGCUGCCGCAGUCCCUAGGGCCCAUGCCCUUCGAUUCACUGCGGAAUCCCAGUCUGAAUUGGUACGACGUCCUCCUAAAUCCCUACACCUCUUGGCACGGUGCUUCCACCAGUGUGACCGGUUUCGGGAUGAUGGUGCAGCCCUACCUGGUCACUGCCGGCUUCGUGCUGCUGCUGCUGGUGAUGGCCGCAGCGUUUUGCGUGUGGCUGUUGGUGAAAAGCUUGUCAUCACCCUGCGAGUCGAAAGUGGAGAAAGUGGAGGGCUCGACGCUGCAACCGCUGCUCUCUCCGGAGCGGUUUCCCACAGAGAUCCAGCCGGAAACGAAGUGCAGUGUCUAUGGCACUGUGCUGCUCUUGAUGUUGGACUUGAUCUUUGACCUCAACACUGUCUACACCUUGAUGUUCACCGGAAACCCCACCUUCGCCUUCUGUCUCAUGUUGGUCAUCUCCAGGACGGCGGCGCAGCACUUGCUCUCCGGGAAGCUUUGCCAUCUCAGAGAGGUGCUCCAGCAGAGUUCCUUGCGGGGCAUGAUGCAUGGAGAGCUUCUAGAGAUGAUCGAUGUUCACGGCUUCGAGGCAGCGGCUUCGAUUUGCCUCACGUCCUUCUCCUAUUGGUUUUGCAUCCAAACUGCUUGGCAGGCUGCUGCGCAGAUCUGCAGCGCCUGCGCAUCGAAAUGGGGUGAAACGGAGAUGAAACGGCAUUCUGCUGAGCAUCUGCAGCUUUUCACUCUUCGUGUUUCAUCGCGUGGACGUCGAGCGACCACCGCCAUGAGUUCAGCAGUUGUGCUGCGCGAUGAGUCGGCCGUGCUGCCAUGCCUGGCCGUGCGCGCCGGCAACGUCUCCGCCCUACGCGCCGCGCUGCGCACGGAGUCGGUUCUGCAAGAAAUUGACUUGCGCAUCUGCAUGGGCAAAUGGGUGAGACGUGCCCUGCUUCACGAAGCUGCCUCACUAGGCCAAUUGGAAGCGACCAAGUUACUGCUGGACAAAGGAGCCAGAGUAGACGUGGAGGAUGGCGACGGCUGGACGCCCCUGGCCACAGCCACCCACGAAGGUUUCCUGGCCACGGCCAAUGUCCUUUUGGAGAACUUCGCGGACGUGGACCACCGGGCCUUCAGCGGCCAAACAGCGCUGAUGCGGGCGAGCCAACAAGGCAAUUUGAAAACCUGCGAAUGGCUGCUGGCCAAUGGCGCGUCAUUGGACAAGAAAGACAUCUAUGGGAAGAGCGCCUUACUGCUGGCAGCUCAGGAAGGUCACCUGCAGGUCGUCGACCUGCUGCUGUCCAAAGGGAUGAACCUCGAAGAGACGGACCCAAGCGGCUGGACUCCACUGGUCUGGGCCACCAAACAAGGGCACCAGGCGCUGGUGCGGCAUCUGCUGGAGCAAGGCGCCUCGCUCCAUUGGGACCACGAGGGCAACAGCCCGUUGCUGUGGCCGCUGAUUUCAGGCAACUUGCCAAUGGUGAAGUUGCUACUGGACUAUGGGGCUGAUGUCUAUCGCAUCAGAGCCGAUGGGCUGCCUCCCUACUUGGCCUCCGGGUCGCAGGAGCUCAACGACUUCAUGCUGAGGAGCAGAUGGAAGGCUUUCUUCAUGAAUCCCUUGGUAGCCCUGUCCUUCUUCGGUGGCUGCUUGGUGGGUGCUCUGGCAGCCUAUGUGCAGCUGAACCAUUCCGAGGUCUUAGGGCGUUUCAUAGCACCGGCCUACGACCUCAUCAAGAAGGAAGAGCAGUCAGUGCAGCGGGUGAAAUCCCACGCCAGCAGCCCUUCGGCGCGGAGCCACUCCGUCCGCAACAGGGCCGAGAGUAACACGUCCUCAGUGUUGUCCUUGGAGGUUCCCGUGGAAGAUGAGACAUGGAAGGAGUACCUGGAGUACCUUUGGCCGCAGUUCUACCACGGUGCCUUUCUCAAAACCGCUGAGUUCCAGACCUCGCUACAGCUCUACGGCCAGAUUGUUGAGGUGGAAGCGACCGCGGUGAUGUUUUGUUUCGGGCUGCUGGCGGUGCGGUGGAUCCUUUGGCUUCCGCUGCACUUUUUCCUCUUCGCAGUGCCCUGCGUGCAGCACUGGAAACUGCAGGUCUUGCGGGAGCCUGCCUUGCUGGUGGCGAAACUGCCUGGCCUGCCAGGCAUCCUGUUGAUGCUGCGCUGCGUCUUCCUCUGGGGCCUCCUCUUUCUGGUGGCCCGGCCGAGCAGUUGCGACUGGCCCAGCUACAGCAGUUGGGCCAAGCUGCUCUGCAGCGAUGGGAGCUGGUUCCAAGGGCUGCAGGAUCCGCAGUGGCCCCAGCUGCUGAUGAAACAAAUGACUUGGCGGAGGCAACAUGUGUCAUCCGUCACAGGUUUCAUGAGCCUGUCUCUGGGCGUAAGUUUCUUUGCCUAUUUGAUUUCCUUGGCAGAGCACACCUACCAGCCGAAGAAGCGCUUGCCCAUCGAAGUGGAGCGCAUGCUUUCCGCCCUGCGCCAAACUGCACCGCCGCCGCACGUGGGCAGCAGCAAUUUCCAAGAGAAGCUGAAAAUCCAGGUGGUGUUUCUUGUGGUGGAUGCAGUUUUGCAUGUGAAUACCGUGCUGGUCUUGCUUUGGACCGGUUACUUUCUCCUGGCUUUCCUCUUGAUGGCGGUCGUUGCCAGGUCGCUGUCUCUCCAAUUCCUGCUGGGAAGACUUCAGCAACUUCCGGAGGCGAUCCGGGAGAGCGAACGCUACGGCCUUUGUCGGAAGGAUUUGUUGCAGAUCAUGGCGGAACAGCGAACUUUCAAAUUCCAUGAGCCCAUCCAGUACAAACUGGUCAUUUUGCUGUCGCGAUGGAUUUCAGGCCUCAGCGAGGAGCUGGAGCUGCUGCUGAGUCGUCGAAGUCUUUGGCUUCUGGUCAACGAACCGGGCGAAGGACCGCUGGCGGAGCAAACCGCCAGAGAGGUGCAACGCUUCCUGCAGAUGCCUCGUGCGUCUUCGCCCUGGUCCGCCCUGGCGAUGGUGGAUUUGGGCGGCCACGCGGCGGCCAACUUCGAGGUGCUCUUGGAACGCCUUCAAAAUGCCUUAAUUCAGGCGGCCAGCGAGGCCGCUAGUCACAGGCUGCCGCAGGCCACUCAUCAGCAGGUGGAAGCUGAGUUGCAUGCGGCAGUGCUUCAAGCCCAUCCUGAGCUGGAGGACCAGUUGGCCCAACUGGCGAAGGAGCACCAGCUGAAGUCCUGGCGGCAGAUGGCCGAAGUGCAAGGCGCCGCCCCGGUGCAGGCCUCUGCCGAAGUCCUGGGCGCUGCCGCAGCGCUGGAGGAUCUGCAGCGGAGCCCUCCGGGAUACCUGGCGCGGCGCAGCGGGCGCAGUGUGCCAUAUUUGCUCAGCUACCUUGAGGCGUGCACAGAUCAUCGGCCGCCUUUGUUGUGCCUGCUACACCUGGAGCGAUUGCUGCGCUCGCCCUUUGUGGACCAACGGGGCGAGGAGCUUCUGGCCAUGCUGUUGAAGAUCCUCCAAAAAAAACCGCCACGAGAGAACAGCCUGCGGGCGCUGUUGCAUUGCUGCGAUGGCCAUACAGCGUUUUGGGCCUUGUCCGAGCACGCCCAAGCCACAGGCUCCGGUUCGGCCUGCGGAAUUCUGCCGAUUGAAACACAGGAGGACGUGGAUGAGAAGAUGCGCUCGCGAAUGGAAUGGCAGAUGGAUCAGAUGAUGAGCCACCCGGCCCUGUUGAAUCUGCGGAUGGACGUGGAUCGCACCACCUUCUCGGCAACGAUUUGGGAGUCGAUCAGGCACAUGCUGAAGCGGUCGCACCUACUGGCACCUGCCUGUGCAGACCAACUCAAGCACCCCGUGGUGCAGGCCAUGCUUGCAGCUGGCUUGCUGGUGCCCCGCUGGUGGCCCCUGCGGCUAGAAAUUCCCAAAGUCAACAGGAAUUUUCUGCAGGAGUGGAUCACUGCUGAACACGCAAAGCUUUCGUGGACAGAACGAUUGGAGUACAACGUCCAGGUCCUGCGCUCCAGAUCUGAACUCCUUCGCGAACUGGAUCGAUUGGGAGAAGCCGAAAAGGAUCAGGGGUGGAACCCCAAUGCUGCGGCUGAAUGGAUGAUGUUCAAUGGCACUUCAGCAUUCCAUGCCAAACCGCUGUUGGCAGCGAAGAUAGUGGAAGUCCGCGACACGUACGGCAAGAUGUCUGCGAAGGCGCGGCACGCUCGAAUUCACAACGGGCCACUGCAGCUGCGAAAAGCACUGCCGCCCCGAGAUACCACCGAAUGGGUGCGUAGCAUGAAGCAACCCUACUCCUACUUUGAGUCUUCGGCCAACGAACCGACUCCCAAGCCCGAGAAGUCCAAGGGGCCACCGCAGUUGUGGCUUCCCAUGAGUCGAUUGCAGAAGCUGCAACUGGAGCGAAACGCCAGCGACAAGGAGAAGGAGAAAGAGAAAGAGAAGCCGUCCUUGGCGGAGUACGAUGAGCGAACCCUUGGACGCCCACCCUGGGAUGAGGGGCAUCACAUCAUGGUGUCUCGCAUGAACAAUGAGGUUCAGAGCGGGGUGCGGGAAUACUUCGACAAACCCAAGCGCAAGGAAGGCGAAGGCAUUCCGAGGAUGCGCGAGAGGUAUGCCAUGAGUGAUCGACAACUUGCGUGGUAUGAUGAGCCUGGGAAACCAGGUGAGAUGCGCCGCACAGUGUUAGACAGCGUGGGUGCAUAUAACAUCGGUGGUUGCAAAGAUUAUCAGUUACCCUCCUACUGGCGCAAAGUCAAGGAUUGGUCCAGUCUGAGCUCGCCAACAUUGCCAUUGGAACUGCGACAAAAGACCCAACCAUAUGGCCACACACCCGCCUUGGCUGAACGGCGCACGCUGUACCAAGCACUGGCCAACAUGCCGGCAGCCGAAGCAACCUUGUUUUGGCGUGGCUGGGUGGAACGUGAAGAUGGUUUCGCCAAGGCGGAAGCUGCGGUGUCGCCGUCCCAAAAAACCAGGUGGAACAACUCCUGGCAAGUUUGUGCCCAGGGCAAUGAUGAGAUGAAUUGGAGACUUGGCAUCGCAUUUGCCAUCACAGUGACAUCAUGUGAUCUCCGAAUCCGAAUGUCCCAUCUAGAAAUAUCUAGAAUCUAAAGGGAGACAGAGCAAAUUGGAUAAGUGACCUGGCGAGAGAUGGACCUGCAAAAAAAAUAGGGGCAGGGUUUGGAAAGCCAUUGGUGAUGCUUCCGUGUGGUGAGGCGCUGUCGCGAAUACUUCUCAGUGCCCUUGGGAGGGACCGGGCGCUCCAUGGCCAGAAGCGUGCCAUUGUUGAAGCAACCUUUGGCCACAACUCUGGAGGAGGCCCUGGAAGAGUUUCACCUCAACGAGUCGCCCUGAGCCGCUAACGACUGGGCCG